Ahaetulla prasina is the source of this 1885-nucleotide messenger RNA. It is a transcript of the gene NAAA, whose product is annotated as N-acylethanolamine acid amidase. Gene Ontology annotation, cellular component: lysosome. Gene Ontology annotation, molecular function: fatty acid amide hydrolase activity. Lineage: Eukaryota; Metazoa; Chordata; Lepidosauria; Squamata; Colubridae. Gene Ontology annotation, biological process: fatty acid metabolic process. Bases 102 to 1202 code for a protein of 366 amino acids. The transcript has 11 exons. The record is from RefSeq and is a predicted model, not a curated record.
AGGCGGCGUUGGAGAAGCGGCGGGCGGGGUAAGUGGUGGGGAAAGGCCGAGCGGCGAUCUCCGGCCGCCCCGCUCGCUUCUUCUGGCAGUCGCCGCUUUCCAUGGCCGGGCAAGGGCGCCUCGGGGGCUCCGGCUCUUCCCUGCCGCUCCUGCUGGGGCUCCUUCUGCUGGCUUCGCCCCGAGGCGGGAGCGCCGAGCCCGGCUCCGGAGCCGCAGCCGCAGCCCCGUUGCGGUUCAACGUCAGCCUGGACAGCCCCCCCGAGAGCCGCUGGGCCCCGGUCGGCCGGCACUUCGACCCGGCCUUCAUGCGCGCCGUCGUCGGGCACGUCAUCGAUUCUGUGAUCCCCAAAUGGGUCCAUGAAGUUGUACGACGUGUCGCAGAAGACUUAGAAGCCUACAUCCCCCAGCCUUACGAAGGAGAGAUUCGGGGACUUUCCAAAAUGUUUGGGGUUAAUGUCGGUGACGGGGUCCUGCUGAAUCUGGCCUACGAAUUCACUGCUUUCUGCACCAGUAUAGUUGCUCAAGACAAACAAGGAAACAUAUAUCACGGUCGGAAUAUGGACUAUGAUUUUGGAGAUUAUUUAAGCAAGAUUACUAUCGAUGUGGAUUUUAUCAAGGACGGGCAGGUAAAAUUCAGCGGCACUACAUUCUUCGGCUACGUCGGUUUAUGGACGGGGCAAAGUCCACACAAGUUUUCCAUCUCUGGGAAUGAACGAGAUGUUGGCUACUGGUGGGAGAAUGCCAUGGCAGCUUUUUUGGCUCGAUUCAGUCCAGCCAGCUGGCUUAUCAGAACUGUUCUAAGUGAAGCAGAUGAUUUUCAAACGGCUUUCUAUAUGCUCGCCAAGAUACCCAUUAUAGCUGAUGUUUAUUAUAUCCUUGGAGGCACAACAGCCAGGCAAGGGGCAGUAAUCACAAGGAAAAGAACAGGCCCGAUAGAUGUUUGGCCUUUGGAUCCUUUAAACGGGGCGUGGUACCGAGUGGAGACCAACUAUGACCACUGGACCAACCCACCGCCUUAUGAUGAUCGAAGAACUCCGGCUAUUAGAGCACUAAAUGUGACAGGACAGGAACAUAUCAAUCUUAAUUCCCUCUUUAAGGUAUUAUCGACAAAACCUGUAUUAAACAAGCUGACUAUUUAUACCACUUUGAUGAGUAACGCGGAUCCAGACAAGUAUCAGACUUUUAUCAGGACCCAGGAGUGAAAAUGUAAAAUGAAGGAAUGAAAAUCUUCCAAAACGCAAAGGCAGCAGCUGUGUUUAUGAACCGCACAUGCAGAAUAACAUAACUGAUGUAUGCAGUAUUCUCUUCGGACGUCCCAUUUUUAAAAGAAGAAAAAGGAAAUCACUGCCUUCCAGUCCUUAGUGUGUGGGAAAUGGAUAUUGAAAUAAGGGACAUGGGAUAAGAGCAGUGGUGGGAUUCAAAUAAUUUAACAACUGGUUCUCUGCCCUGGGUGGGUGUGGCCAUGGUGGGCGUGGCCGGGGGAUGUGACAGGCAGCACUUGGCUUCCUGCAGCCCCUUGGGAGCAAAAAAUGAGUCAUGGGGGUGGGGGGUUUGCCGGCCCCCUGCACCCCGUUUUGGGCCUAGUAGGCCUCCUUGCAGCCUUCUGGGAGCAAAUAUGGGCUGCGGUGAGGGAAGAAGCGGGAAGGGGAGGGGAGGGGCCACCCAGCAAUUUAACAACCGGUUCUGCCGAACUGGUGUGAACCAGUUGAAUCCCACCACUGGAUAAGAGAACAACGUCCCAGUCUUAGGAGACAAUAUCUCUAUCCCUGCUUUUAUUGAUCAAAACAUCACGUCCUGUGGGCUAUUUUAUCCAUUAUUAGAAAAAUCAGGUUUCUCUGUAGCUGUAUGACAUUACUGUACCAUGAUUACAUUUUUAUUUGACGUC